Molecule: messenger RNA, 777 nt
Organism: Cylas formicarius (sweet potato weevil)
Lineage: Eukaryota; Metazoa; Arthropoda; Insecta; Coleoptera; Brentidae
Product: venom allergen 5-like
Exons: 6
Coding region: 133-735 (200 amino acids)
Cellular component (GO): extracellular region
Source: RefSeq, a predicted model, not a curated record
UACCAUAUCAGCAAAAAUUGGUUAGAAAAACGUAUAUUUCAAAUAUCACAAAUAUGAAGCAAAAGAGUGAGUGUAUAAAUAAGUAGGUGAUUAACAUCAAUUGUUUAUUAAAGUGUUUGUUCUCUUGAAACUAUGAAGUGGUUUUUUUUAACGGUUCUCAUGCUGGUGGCAAAGCUCCGCCGGGUUUGGGGCGAAUGCGACCAAGGCGUAUACGAUUAUGGUGUUACUUCGAAAGAGAAAACAUAUAUUCUCGAAAAACACAACGGUUUGAGACUUCUGAUAGCCAGAGGAAAGUUAGAAGGUCAACCGAGAGGCAUUAAUCUAAAGAGGAUGAAAUGGGAUGACUAUUUGGCCGCCGCUGCACAAAAUAUCGCAAACACUUGCCAUUACGCACACGCAGACGUAUCCGACUCGAGGUGGCAAGUAGGGCAAAACAUUUUUAAUAGCAAAAGUACCAACUUUGUAAAAGGUGCAAACUGGACAGCCGCAAUCUACAGUUGGUGGAACGAACACGAAGUGUAUCAUUAUCCAAAUGGAUUUUCAUAUUCGACUGCACAUUAUACCCAGAUGGCUUGGGCUAACACGGACCACGUAGGGUGCGGUUACACCCAUUACCCUAUUCACGAUGGCCAAUAUAAUUAUCAGAAAUUUUAUGUGUGCAAUUAUGGGCCCGCUGGCAACUAUGACUGGGCUCCGUACAAAACCGGAAAUUCAGGAUGCCAGAAUUUAUGUUGAAACUUUUACAUUGCUUGCUCAAUAAAUGUUUUCGCAAUACAA